Messenger RNA from Eufriesea mexicana, 1209 nucleotides. RefSeq names its product meiotic W68 (gene mei-W68). Gene Ontology annotation, cellular component: nuclear chromosome. Gene Ontology annotation, molecular function: DNA topoisomerase type II (double strand cut, ATP-hydrolyzing) activity; ATP binding; DNA binding. Lineage: Eukaryota; Metazoa; Arthropoda; Insecta; Hymenoptera; Apidae. The transcript has 4 exons. The coding region runs from base 1 to 1209 and encodes 402 amino acids. Gene Ontology annotation, biological process: meiotic DNA double-strand break formation; meiotic DNA double-strand break processing; reciprocal meiotic recombination. The record is from RefSeq and is a predicted model, not a curated record.
AUGUUAAACGUUAAUAGAAACGCGAGUAUAGGAGGGUUCAGGAUUACCGACAGUCAAACACGAGCUGUCCAGGAGAAGAAAAUCGACAUACCCGUGGUAGAUAAUACAGAAUCAAGGAAGCAACUAAUAGCUCGCAUCGAGGACUUGACAGCGACCACGAUCCAACAAAUAUGUUCCGGUCGUUUACCGCAAAUUUUCUGCACUUUGCCACGAAACUGCGCAUCAUUGGACACGCAGACAUCCGACGACACCGAUUUCGAAUCGCAAUUUCACGAGGAAUCUGGUCGGGAUUCCGAUGAAACCGAGCGAUACGGAACAAGACCAUUGGCCGACUUUGCCAGCAAAAGAGGCAAAGACAAGUUCGCUUUAAUCAUGAUCGUAAUGGCCACGGCGCAUCGUUUGCUAAUUACCAACUGCACGGUCACCAGACGCUCCCUGUAUUACGACCUGAAAAACGAGAAUACCUGGCACUUGGUACCGGAACAGAGGUACCUGGACCAGGCCGUGAAUCACGUUGCUAAUUUGCUAAAUUGCCCGCCAUGGGAGCUCAAUCUGUUGCCAACGUCGAAAGGAUUAGCUGCCGGCGAGCUAACGCUGACACUGUCCGACAAUCGGAUCAUCGACUGUAGGGUGCCAGGGGGCGCCCUUAUUCCCCACAUCCUGUCAAACGUAAUUUCCGUUCGCGCCAAGGCGAAAAUGGUGCUGAUCGUGGAGAAAGACGCCGUCUUUCAGAAGCUGUUGGAGGACAAUUGCACCUCCUCUUUAGAGUGCAUCCUGAUAACGGGCAAAGGAUAUCCGGACGUGGCGACGAGGAUGCUGGUCAAGCUGCUGUCAGAGAAAUUGCAGCUUCCGGUUUACAUAGUCGUCGACGCGGAUCCUUUUGGCGUCGACAUCAUGUGUAUCUAUCGUUUCGGCUCGAUUACGUUGUCCAGACAGAGGGAAAGCCUGGCCUGCUCAAACGUACGCUGGCUGGGGGUUCAUCCGUCGGAGUUGCAGGCUUUGGCAGUGAACAGGGUCCCCCUCACGGAAUUCGAUUUCUCGAAACUGACAGCUCUCCAGGCCAGGCCUUACAUGACCCCCGAGCUCCUCAGAGAGCUCGAGAUCAUGCGAAGCGGAAAGGCGGAGAUAGAGAACGUGUGUUCCACCUCGAGAAAAUUCCUGGUAGCCGCCUAUUUGCCUUGCAAGAUCAAAGGAGACGAUUACAUUUAA